Molecule: messenger RNA, 2648 nt
Organism: Scatophagus argus
Lineage: Eukaryota; Metazoa; Chordata; Actinopteri; Scatophagidae
Gene: tprg1
Product: tumor protein p63 regulated 1
Exons: 6
Coding region: 167-1009 (280 amino acids)
Cellular component (GO): cytoplasm
Source: RefSeq, a predicted model, not a curated record
CCUGUGCGCUUCUCUGACUCAACCUGCUCUGCCGCUGCUGCAGUCUACGCCCAUUAAAACACAUGUAGGACGCGGAACAAGGAAGUGAUGCACCUGUUACCUCCGCCUCUUUAACUGCGUUUCAGCUUUUUUUCUGCGACCCCAAUAUUUUGUGUUAAGCCCCAUCAUGGCAGAUGUUGAGGAGGAAGGAGUGCAAAGUGAGGAGCAGCAGCAGCAGCAUCAGAUCAGCUCCUCUCCCGGCAGCCCCGAGGCCGCACUGCCCGCUGCCCGCACAGAGGACACUGAGGAGCGGGCAACGCAGGAUGCAGCGGCCCCCACCCAGCACACUCCCAUCUCUGCUGUGGAGACAUCUCUGCUCCAGUUUAAAGUCAGGAGGUUCUUCGUGUUGAGGCCUGGCACUCUGAAUCAGGCCAUCAAAGACGUUGAAGCUCUGGUGGAUAAAGAAGUAGAUGGCAGCGUUCAGAGCAUUUGGCUGAUGGCAGAGGUGGAUCACUGGAACAAUGAGAAGGAGCGUCUUGUUCUCAUCACUGACAGCUCUCUCCUGGUCUUCAAGUAUGACUUUGUCAUGCUCAACUGUGAGCAAUUCCAGAGGAUCCCCCUCAACUUUGUGGACCGCAUCUCCCAUGGACCCUUCAGCUUCCCAAAGCGCUCCCUGCUUCAGAGAGAGGGGGAGGGGGUUCGAGUCUUCUGGGAUCGGCUGAGAGAACCCUCCUUUACUACCAGGUGGAACCCCUUCGCCACUGACUUCCCUUUCAUCACCUUCACCUACCACCCUGUGAGGAACAUCAGUGACACAUUCGCUGCUCUCUGUGACAUUCAGAACUUUCGUGAACAGCUGAAGAAUGCGGCCCAGAAAGUCCACGCAAUGAAGCCUGUCCCUGGGAAGGCCAACGGUGUGCUGGUCCUGAAUCAGAACAUCGAAAUCGAGGCUUACGUGGGCCUCAUGUCUUUCCUCGGCAACCAGAACAAACUGGGAUACUGCAUGGCUCGAGGAAACUUGGGCUUUUAACUUCCUUGUGUAUUGUAAUAGUCUUGUUGUUAUUCAGAUUGUUUGUAUUUAUGCGUCUUGAAAUCAUGUUGAUAAUUUUGUUUUCAUUCAAAUUUUACAAGGAUUGACCAACGAUUUUUCCAUAUUCCUGUUUGUGAAGGUCAUUGAAGCCUAGAUUCUCAGGAUGUUCUGUAUGAAGUUAAAAUGAGUGUGUUUUCUACUUCACUGCUUAUUACUAGUGUGUGGUAUCUGAGUACUCAGAAAUAUCCACAUUUCAACACUGCUCUUCACCAGAUGAUGGAUCCCCUGCUGCUCUCAAGGAGCUUUGUAUUUGCUCCUCAGUGAUAUGGUAAUUCAACUCUUUCGCAAUGGGACUCCUUUCUUCCUCCCCCAGAGUCUCUGUUAAAAGCUCAUCCCCUUGUCUUUCUGUUCCUUAGAGAUUCACUGGAGCAUGGGGGCACAUUUGUCAGUUUAGUUUUAUCAUUUGUAGUGUAUUUUUUUUUUUUUUAGCAGUGCAUACAGUGUUGGAAUUUCCCCUUGAUUUGUGUGUUGCUGUGCUUGUUUCCGUGUCAUUUGUUUGUGUUGUAAGCCUGAAAAAACACAAGCUUACAUAUUAUGUUGCCUUUUCCUUUUUAGUGGUAUAAGAUAUGCAGAUUCCUCUGCACUAUUUUUGUUGAGUGCGCUUUAGUGCAUCACAUAGAAGGUGUAAUAAAAUGUGGAUGGAGCCACUAUGACAUCACCCAGUUUAGGCUCUCGCCAUCUUGGCAGUACCUCAGUCCACCUACCUCUUGGCUAAUCCAAAAAUGGGCAAACGGAUGGAGCAUGGGUGGGUGCUGAGAUGAGUCGAAUGGAGCCUGGUAACUGAAACAUGCCCACCUAGCUCUUACUUACCAAGCUAGAAAAAGCUAACAAGAGUAUUGCUGUGUUCACACCAAAGGCUGUAAAUAAUAAAUAGAUUCACAAGAAAACAAAGCAAAGUUUCAUCUUGCAAUAUUCACAGGAGUUUGAUUAUUUGUGUUUACUCUUCUUACUUGCACAAAUUUGACCUCAGGCUUAUUUGACCCAAACCAACAGUAGGCACCAACAGCGUUUGUGUUCAGUUCAGCUUCUGACUAGACUCAGCGCUCACCAGAGACUCCAGUUCUUUCUGUUCUCAACUGUCUUUUCUUUAUCCCCCUCUCUUUGUUUAGGAGGUAUAUUUCCACUCCAUUCAGCAGUCAAAUAAGAUUGAUUUAAGUUACAGUAAAAUUACAUUACAAUGGAUUUGGGCAUCUCCACUUUAAAUCCACUUUUGAGUCCCAAAGUAUAAAAUAAUCUCUGUGGACUUCUAGACUCCAGAUGUUUUUUCCUCCAGUAGUUCUACCGGGCAUUGCCCUCAGCACUGCCCUUCAGAGCUCACCAGCUUGCAGCUUCUGUUAGCAGCCAGUUAGCAGAACCAAAGUAGUUUUUCUACCACACUGUAAACUUGCUUUUUUCUGCUGUUCAGGUGUGAGGCCCUUGGAGAUUGUUCUUAUCAUACCCUUACCUUGUUUAUACAAAGAAAUCAUGUUUUCUGAAGGAUAAAUCCAGUGAUAACUAUUGACACUUGAUCAGUGCCACAACUGUGAUUUCCUGUUAUAAUGUUAAAGUAUUAUCACACAUUCAAAUUAUUGAAUUCUAA